This is a messenger RNA of Arachis duranensis, 642 nucleotides long. RefSeq lists its product as uncharacterized. The record is from RefSeq and is a predicted model, not a curated record. Lineage: Eukaryota; Viridiplantae; Streptophyta; Magnoliopsida; Fabales; Fabaceae. Bases 1 to 642 code for a protein of 213 amino acids. The transcript has 6 exons. Gene Ontology annotation, cellular component: RNA polymerase II, holoenzyme. Gene Ontology annotation, molecular function: RNA polymerase II complex binding. Gene Ontology annotation, biological process: mRNA 3'-end processing.
AUGCUUGCAGAAGAAGCACCUACACCAUUUCAAUUCAGCAAAAAGAGAUCGCGCUCUCAUUCUUUAAAAAUUAUUAAAAGGGAUUCUCGCUCCAUCAAAUUGAAAUUGUCCAUAGGAGGUCCAGCGGGAAAAAUAGUAUCUGCAUUUCAUUCAAUGCUCACUGACCAGUCCAUUGAAGAUGCAGAGAUGAGUAAAUCCAAGUCUGCUAUUCAACACAUGAAAAAGAUGGAAAGCGAUGUUGACAAUGUGUGCUCUAUUGCAAAGGAUCCUAAGCAAAAGCCUUUGUCAAAGGAGUUAGAGAAGGAAGAGAAUACCUUGAAACAGUGCGUAGAGAAGCUUAAAUUAGUUGAAGCAAAUAGAGUUGUACUUGUCUCUCAUUUAAAAGAAGCUUUGCAUGAGCAGGAAGCGGACCUUGAUUAUCAAGGUUACCAGGAAGUUUCUGUUCUGAUCAUGAAAUUUCCAAGUUAUGGCAGAGAGCAGGCUUCUAGUGUAUCUGGCAAAGCAGUGUCUGGUGGCAUGUCUAGUGAUGAAAAAAAUCAAAGACAGAUUUCUGCUAGAGCUUUAAUGCCCCCUCCUCGCCCCUCAAACAAGAAGCUGUCAAGGUGUAAAUAUAUCAACCAUUUUAAAAUACCCCCCUUUUAA